AUGUCGUCCCUCAAUGAGAAAGAAGGGCACGGGUCGAUCGAGAUCCAACACAAUGAGGUUCAUGGCGCUGAGGUCUUGGCCAAUCGCGAUUUGAUGAAUGAUGCGUUCGACGGUGAGACCCAGGAGCACGAGGAGGGUGUUUGGGCUUCAGCCAAGGCUCAUCCUUGGGCUUGCUUUUGGGCUUUCAUCAUGUGUUUCACUAUCGUCAUGGAAUCGUUCGACAUGUUCUUGAACGGCAACUUCGUCGCCCUUGAUGCAUUCCAGAGGGCUUAUGGUGUCCCGGUUGGAGAUGGAAAAUAUGUGAUUCCAACCAAAUGGCAGAGCGCUCUGUUCCAAGCUGGUCAAUGUGGCGCUUUCUGUGGUGUUUUUAUGGCCGGUCCCGUUACCAAUCGCUGGGGAUACCGCUGGACCACCAUCUUUGCGUUGAUGCUGAUGAAUGCUACUAUUUUCAUCUCCUUCUUCGCCAAUUCCCUCACUCUCUUGGUCGUCGGACAAGCUUUGGAAGGUGUCCCAUGGGGAUUCUUCAUUGCCAACUCCCCUGCCUACGCCAGUGAGAUUGUCCCUCUCGCGCUUCGCGGUGCCUGCACAGCUACUCUGCAGAUGAGUUGGUCUAUCGGAUCAAUCAUCGUCGCCGGUGCUACGUAUGCCUACAACAAUAGAUCGGAUGAGUGGGCUUGGCGUGUACCUCUUGCUCUGCAAUGGCUUUUCCCCACCCCUCUCCUGAUUCUGAUCUUCCUCGCCCCCGAAUCGCCCUGGUGGCUCAUCCGCCGCGGACGCAAGGCAGAAGCCCUUCGUUCCAUUGAGCGCCUCGGCAACAAAGACCCGCACAAGGCCCAGCAGUCCCUCGCCAUGAUGGAGCGUACCGUCCAGAUUGAAGCCCAAAUGGGUGGAACCCCGACCCUCCUCGAUCUUCUCAAAGGCACUGAUCUCCGCCGCACAAUCAUCACCUGCUUGAUGUACGCAUCGCAGAAUUUCGCCGGUAACCUGAUUGCCAACCAGGCCACAUUCUUCUUCGAGCAAGCCGGAAUCAAAUCAAACAUGGCCUUCCAGCUCAAUCUAAUCAACUCCUGUCUUCAAUUCGUCGCAAACGGCUGCUCCUGGUUCCUAACGGCCUGGUUCUGUCGCCGAACGAUCUACCUCUACGGCACAGCCCUGAACGUCGUCCUCCUAAUGGUCCUCGGCGUCUGCGCCUCCAUCACCCAAACCACCGCCACGAACUACGCCCAAGCUGUGCUGGGAAUCUUGAUCUCCUUCGUCUUCGCCGGCGCCAUGGGCCCAAUCUCAUACACCAUCAUCUCCGAGACGUCGUCUGUGCGUCUGCGCGCGCUCAGCACGGGUGUCGGCCGUGCCGCUUACUACGUUGCUGAGAUCCCCAUGAUCUACCUUGCUUCCCAGAUGCUGAACACCACUGGAUGGAAUCUUGCUGGAAAGUGCGGUUAUGUUUGGGGCGGUACCGCUAUCGUUUGCUGGAUCUCAGCUUACUUCUUCCUGCCGGAACUUAAGCACCGUUCUUACCGUGAGGCGGAUAUCCUGUUCAACCGCAAGAUUUCUGCCCGUAAGUUCAAGUCGACUGUUAUUGGCGUUCACGAGAAUGAGUAG
This is a messenger RNA of Penicillium soppii, 1599 nucleotides long. RefSeq lists its product as uncharacterized. The record is from RefSeq and is a predicted model, not a curated record. The transcript is spliced from 5 exons. Gene Ontology annotation, biological process: transmembrane transport; carbohydrate transport. NCBI's taxonomy places the organism in Eukaryota, Fungi, Ascomycota, Eurotiomycetes, Eurotiales, Aspergillaceae. Gene Ontology annotation, molecular function: carbohydrate:proton symporter activity. Bases 1 to 1599 code for a protein of 532 amino acids. Gene Ontology annotation, cellular component: membrane.